Messenger RNA from Funneliformis geosporum, 153 nucleotides. NCBI's taxonomy places the organism in Eukaryota, Fungi, Glomeromycota, Glomeromycetes, Glomerales, Glomeraceae. The record is from the annotation of a GenBank genome assembly.
AAUCUAAGGAAUAAUUUGUUAUCUCGCAUUAAAAAUCUGGUAAUAAAAACAAAUAGAAUUUUUGGGGGACAAAAGAUUCAUACUUUAAAAAAUUCUCCACAAGUAGAAUGUUCAGAGGGUACAAGUGAAGAUGUUAUACCAGAAGAAGAUUAA